AUGGGACAGCCAGAUAUGCCAUUACAUCGUUCGUAUAAAGAUGCUAUAAGGGCCUUGAACUCCCUUCAGUCCAACUACGCCACAAUUGAGGCUAUUCGAAAGUCUGGUAACAACAGAAGUGCUAAUAACAUCCCUGAAAUGGUGGAAUGGACCAGAAGGAUAGGUUACUCUCCAACCGAAUUCAACAGGUUGAACAUCAUUCAUGUGACGGGGACUAAAGGUAAGGGUUCCACAUGUGCAUUUGUGCAGUCAAUUUUGAAGAGAUACAAGAACAAAGACUUCGCCACAGCGUCCAGAAACUCAAGUAGCUCCACCCUUGCAAGUUCAAGAUCCAAUGAACUUGAAAAACCCCACAUAACCAAGGUUGGAUUAUAUUCCUCUCCACACUUGAAGUCUGUGCGGGAACGUAUCAGAAUCAAUGGGAAGCCUCUAACUGAGGACCUUUUCACCAAAUACUUCUUUGAAGUAUGGGACAGACUUGAAAACUCUGAAUCUAACCCUUCUACGUUCCCUCAGUUGAGCCCAGGUUUGAAACCUGCCUACUUCAAAUAUUUAACCCUACUGUCUUUCCAUGUAUUCAUGAGUGAAAACGUCGAUUCUGCCAUCUACGAAGUUGGAGUUGGUGGAGAGUUCGAUUCCACGAACAUAAUAGAAAAACCCACAGUUACUGGAGUUUCUGCUCUUGGCAUUGAUCACACUUUCAUGCUGGGAAAUACCCUCACAGAUAUUGCCUGGAACAAAUCUGGUAUAUUCAAAGAAGGAGUUCCAGCUGUUUCAGUACCACAACCAGAGGAAGGUAUGAAUGAACUCGUCAGAAGAGCUGAAGAGAGAAAGGUAAAGUUCUUCAAAGUCGUUCCUGACAGGGAUCUCAGUGAUAUCAAACUGGGACUCGCAGGUGCUUUCCAGAAAGAGAAUGCGAACUUGGCCAUAGAGCUUGCCGCAAUUCACCUACAGAAAUUGGGAUUCAAAGUUGAUGUAAAGGAUGACCUUCCAGAUGAAUUUGUGGAGGGUUUAUCUAGCGCAACGUGGCCUGGUAGAUGUCAGAUUAUAGAAGAACCCGAGAACCAAAUUACUUGGUAUUUGGAUGGUGCCCAUACCAAGGAAAGUAUCGAGGCUUCUUCCCAGUGGUUCACUGAAAAGCAAACCAAGUCUGAUCAAACUGUACUUUUGUUUAAUCAGCAAACUAGAGAUGGUGAAGCACUGAUUAAACAGUUGCAUGGCGUAGUGUACCCGAAAUUAAAGUUCAACCAUGUUAUCUUCACUACUAACUUAACGUGGUCAGACGGAUACUCUGAUGACCUCGUGUCUUUGAACAUCUCCAAAGAGGAAAUUGAUAAUAUGGAUGUUCAGAAGGCACUUGCUGAAACUUGGAACAGUCUCGAUAAAGCAAGUCGUAAACAUAUUUUUCACGAUAUUGAAACAUCCAUUAACUUUAUUCGUUCGCUCGAAGGUUCUGUGGACGUUUUUGUUACCGGAUCUUUACACUUGGUGGGAGGAUUCCUGGUUGUUUUGGAUAGAAAAGAUUUGCCUAAUUAA
Molecule: messenger RNA, 1536 nt
Organism: Komagataella phaffii GS115
Lineage: Eukaryota; Fungi; Ascomycota; Pichiomycetes; Pichiales; Pichiaceae
Exons: 1
Coding region: 1-1536 (511 amino acids)
Biological process (GO): tetrahydrofolylpolyglutamate biosynthetic process
Cellular component (GO): mitochondrion; cytoplasm; cytosol
Molecular function (GO): tetrahydrofolylpolyglutamate synthase activity; ATP binding
Source: RefSeq, a predicted model, not a curated record